Molecule: messenger RNA, 457 nt
Organism: Opisthocomus hoazin
Lineage: Eukaryota; Metazoa; Chordata; Aves; Opisthocomiformes; Opisthocomidae
Source: RefSeq, a predicted model, not a curated record
AUGUCAGCGGAAAGCUCAACCAUCACAGUCCGUCUUGUUCGCUCUUUUGAACACCGGAACUUCAGGCCUGUGGUGUAUCAUGGAGUUAACUUGGACCAGACAGUAAAGCAGUUCAUUAAUUUUGUGCAGAAGGAUGUGCCUUCAAGAACAGGACUUCCUCCUCCUUUCAAAAAUUACAAGUAUGAUACAAUGAAGAUUAUUCACCAAGCACACAAAUCUAAGACUGGUGAACUUGUAGUGAGUUUGGAAGAUGAUGACAAACUGAUUUUGAAAGAAGACAGUACACUGAAAGCAGCUGGAGUAGCAAAUGAGACCGAAUUAGCAUUCUUCUGUGAGCAAGAUUACAGAAACUACAAAGCUAAUCCUGUUUCGGCCUGGUGAAGAUCCCAAGAGAUUGUUUUGUUUUCCCAUACCUGUUGUAAAUUUUCCUUAUUCUGCUUAAUGAGAUUUUUCUUAA